CUCCGGAGCUCAGUGUCAAGGCUUAGUCAGUAUUCAACCAUGAAGUUCAAUUCUCAGUCCCUUUUCCAGCUCAUCUUGCUGGCAGCUUGUUGUGUACUGAACACAGACAGCACGUUUGUUCCGGGAAGAUGUUUAUGUCCUGAGACGCAAGCGGCCCUCCGGGGAAAACUGAAGGAGCUCAACGUGUAUCCCAAGAGCCCUACCUGCGACAAGGUCACUGUUAUAGUGACACUGAAGAGUAACAAUGAGCCUGUCUGUCUGAGUCCAGAUGCGCCGAUGGGGAAACAACUGAUACGAUGCUGGACUAGGGCUAACUCUCUGGGUCGUAACGUGAAACUGUGUCUGAGGAGGAGGAGGAGAAGACGUCAGCGCCAGCACUCUCGACACCGCGGGAGAGCCUCACUUAAACAUCAGUAGUGAAACAUCCAGAAAAAAAAGCUAUGGACCUGGAGAGGAGUGUUUUACUUUUGGACUUCAAGAUCAGGAUCAUUCAUAAAGAAGAGGACGACACUGUGUCAUUUUACAUAAAGUGUCACAUUUCUCACAUUCUGCUGUUUGGGCUUAAAAUAAUGUUGUCUUUUUUUAUUUUAGCAGCAGAAGGCUUUAUUUAUCUGUGCAUAUGAUGUUCAACAAAGCCCUGGAGGCAACAUGUUAACUAUUCUAGCUUGAAAACAUCAUUAUGUGUGUAGGUGUCUGUGUGCACAUGAAACACUACUAGUUAUUUAUUUUUGUAUUAUUUUUUUUAUCAUUCUGCUUUAGACUAGUUUUUUU
Messenger RNA from Dunckerocampus dactyliophorus (ringed pipefish), 771 nucleotides. Its product is annotated as C-X-C motif chemokine 11-like. The record is from RefSeq and is a predicted model, not a curated record. Bases 40 to 417 code for a protein of 125 amino acids. Gene Ontology annotation, cellular component: extracellular region. Gene Ontology annotation, molecular function: chemokine activity; CXCR chemokine receptor binding. Lineage: Eukaryota; Metazoa; Chordata; Actinopteri; Syngnathiformes; Syngnathidae. Gene Ontology annotation, biological process: cellular response to lipopolysaccharide; inflammatory response; chemokine-mediated signaling pathway. The transcript is spliced from 4 exons.